This is a messenger RNA of Ramularia collo-cygni, 738 nucleotides long. RefSeq names its product 20S proteasome alpha subunit E. The record is from RefSeq and is a predicted model, not a curated record. Gene Ontology annotation, biological process: proteasome-mediated ubiquitin-dependent protein catabolic process. Gene Ontology annotation, cellular component: nucleus; proteasome core complex, alpha-subunit complex; proteasome core complex. Bases 1 to 738 code for a protein of 245 amino acids. Lineage: Eukaryota; Fungi; Ascomycota; Dothideomycetes; Mycosphaerellales; Mycosphaerellaceae. The transcript is spliced from 3 exons.
AUGUUCAUUGCACGGAGCGAGUACGAUCGUGGCAUCAACACAUUCUCCCCCGAAGGACGUCUUUUCCAGGUCGAAUACUCUCUCGAGGCCAUCAAGUUGGGCAGUACGGCCAUUGGCAUCUCAACAUCGGCCGGCGUCAUCCUCGGGGUGGAGAAGCGCAUCACAUCGUCGCUAUUGGAGACAUCAUCGGUGGAGAAGAUUGUGGAGAUUGACCGCCAUGUUGGCUGUGCCAUGUCCGGACUGCAGGCCGAUGCCCGCAGCAUGAUUGAACAUGCACGUGUUACAUCGCAGUCGCACGAGUUCCACUACAACGAGCGGUUAGGUGUUGAGAGCUGCACUCAGGCCAUCUGCGACUUGGCAUUGCGAUUCGGAGAGGGUGCAGAAGGCGAGGAGAGCAUCAUGAGUCGGCCGUUCGGCGUGGCGCUCCUGAUUGCAGGAUACGACGAGAACGGACCAUCACUCUACCACGCAGAGCCCUCAGGCACAUUCUACCGCUACGACGCAAAAGCCAUUGGAUCCGGCUCCGAGGGCGCCCAGGCAGAGCUACAAAACGAAUUCCACAAGUCGCUUACUUUGGAGGAGGCCGAGGUGAUGGUGUUGAAGACGCUGAAGCAAGUCAUGGAGGAGAAGCUGGACUCGAAGAAUGUACAGCUUGCGAGUGUUACCAAGGACAAGGGCUUCCGUAUUUACGGCGACGAGGAGAUGGCCGGUGUGGUCGGCAGGUUGGAGGGCAACUGA